This is a messenger RNA of Cylas formicarius (sweet potato weevil), 7556 nucleotides long. RefSeq lists its product as uncharacterized. Lineage: Eukaryota; Metazoa; Arthropoda; Insecta; Coleoptera; Brentidae. The record is from RefSeq and is a predicted model, not a curated record. Gene Ontology annotation, biological process: termination of RNA polymerase II transcription. Gene Ontology annotation, molecular function: transcription termination site sequence-specific DNA binding; protein binding; helicase activity. The transcript is spliced from 14 exons. Gene Ontology annotation, cellular component: nuclear body. Bases 156 to 5846 code for a protein of 1896 amino acids.
UACGCCCAAAAUAAAAUUUUUGGUUAUGUUUGGUAAAUAUUUUUUGUAAAACUAGAAGAGACCUAUGUUAUUUGAGGUAGUUUUGUUUCUUUGAUUUAAAUUGACUUAAAAAGGUAUUAGUAUUAGUAUAAAAUCUUCUAUAACAGGUGACCAUAAUGGACCCACACAGAGUUACAUGGCAAUUAAAGGCCUUAUACACAGAUGAGAUGUUUACAAUAUCUCCACCACAGUUUACCGUGGGUCGAAAUGCCACUGCUGAUAUAAAGCUUUUCAGUAAUAAGGCAUCGAGGAGACAUUCAAACUUUGUAAUUUCUAUCGAAGGAUCACUUUUGGUUGAAGACUAUAAUAGCAUGAAUGGGACCUACAUAAAUGGUGUCAAAAUUCCCAAAUAUCAAUUGCUCAAACUCAAUUCGGGUGAUAUGGUCAGCUUUGGCAUGGCGUCGGUGGAAUUGGCAGAAAAUACACUCGAUAGGUGUGCAUUUUUCAAAGUUUCUAAACUCGAAAAUCCUGCUUGUCAUCUGGACGAGCCUUACUCCGACGAAACCGUCGAGAACGAAGUGAAUUCAUCGACUCACCCGAAUUGCGAUAACUGUACGUCAGUCACAAAUAAUGUUACUUUGAGUCCGAAUUUGUCCGCGGAAGAUGUGGUCGGCUCUUCACAGAAUCCGGACGAUGUUAUACUUAUUGAGAGCGAUAAGAUAAACUUUCCAAAUGAGGACUCAUCAAGUGACUGUAUGAUUCUGGGCGACGAUCAAAAUGACCAUCAGCAAAUGGAUUUUGAGCCCAUAAGAAGUUCAAGAACGGAGUUGCACAGUGUCCAACAACCAAAGGACUUCCUUCGUGAUGUAGCAAUAAUAAACGGAAUAAAUAUCAAUAAAGACUGCGAACGUGUAACUUCUAGCAGCAGCCUUUCGAAAAGUGUGGAAAAUUUAAAAAUUAUCACAGGAAACUCUUGCGAAACUAGACUUUCCACAUUUCAAAAAGUACAUAUUGGAAACUCUGGCAACGGAGAAGGUGGUUCCAGUUGUCCUAGCAAGGUAACCGAGGUACCCACAUCAACAAAUAUUCCCAACAUGGUUGCUCAGAGGAAAAGAGGUUCUAGCAUUAAUGAAAAAGGCGAUUUAGAAAAACGAGACAAAGGUAGUGCAUCUAUUACAGCUAAUAAUGAAACUGAGGGACAAGCAUUGCCUUCACGUGAAACAGAGAAUGUUUAUCCCUUACCGCUAUGCAACGUAGAGAAUAAAUCCACUUCCAUGGAUAAGGUUCGCCAAAGGAUGCCAAGUUCCGGCAAUAUUAAAAAACCUGAUUUAGAAAAACGAGAGGAAGGAAAUCUGACCAAUAGUCAUAAAUCAUUGUCUAUUACAUCUAACAAAACCACCGAGGGUCAAGUGUUACCCGCCUGUGAUGCAGAGAAGAUUCAUCCUUUGCCUGUAUCUGAUAUAGGAAAUAAACCCACUUCCAGGAACAAGGUUCACCAAAGGAGGCCAAGUUUCGGCAAUAUUAAAAAAGCUGAUUUGGAAAAACAAGAGGAAAGAAAUCUGACCAAUAGUCAUAAAGCAUUGUCUAUUACAUCUAACAAAGCCACUGAGGGUCGAGUGGUACCCGUGUGUGAUGCAGAGAAGGUUUAUCCUUUGCCUGUAUCUAAUAUAGGAAAUAAACCCACUACCACCAAUAUUCGUAAGAAGGUUGGCAAAAGGAGAACCAGUUCUGGCAGUGUUAAAGUAGCUCAUUCGAAAAAACGAGUGGAAAGAAGUUUAUCUGAUCCUGAUAAAGGCGAAGGUGACAUGUUACCUGCUUAUGAAGAAGAAAAGGUCCAUUCUUUGCCUGUGUGCGAUAUAGGAGAUAAACCCACUUGCACCAAUAUUCGUGACAAGGUUGGCAAAAGAAGAACAAGUUCUAGCGGUGUUAAAAAAACUGACUCAAAAAAACAAUACGAAGGAAGUUUGGAAAGCAGGGAUGGAGAACUUUUGGGUGUUAUAUGUAACAAACCACCUGAAGAGCCAGUGUUGUCCGCGUGUGAAGCACAGAAGGUUUGUCCUUUCCCUGUAGAUGAGAAGUGUCCCAGUUCCACAAGUGCAGCGGGCUGCAGACUUAUUUCUAAAACUCCGAGUGGUGCAGGAGACGAUGAAACUGGUAGUUCAGAUAAAUGUAGCAAUGAGUUCAAAAGGCGUGACAGAAGAAGUUCAGAGCAUGAUAUACCUAAAAAGAAAUCAAGACCUGAUAAAUCUAAUGGACAGUUGUCGCUUAAAGUGGAAUUGGUCACUGCAGCUGUUGAAAAAGGAGCAGUGUCCAGUUCACAAGGUGAAAAAGUGAACUCAGUUUUCUCGACAAUCCAAGACGCAUAUGUCAUCGAGUUAUCUGACGACGAAGAUAUUUCCUGCAGUCAGCUGUCGCAAAUGGUGAACCGGGUGAAUUCAGUCAAAAACGAAGAAUCCUAUCAAAAGAUAAAGGACGAACUGGGUCAGAUGUACAAUUUUGACGAGGAAAUUUUAAUAAACGCUGAACCGAUAGCGGUGGAAGAAGCCGAUUAUAGACCAUUUGAAAAUACUCAAGAAAUAUGCAAUUUCCUUGAAACCGAAUCCUCGUCAGAUGAUGAGGAAGUAGUUCUGAUAACAAAUAAUAUAUCCCAUCAAAUGUGUCCAAAUGAGAAAACGUCAAGCGGUUUGGCAAUAUCCGAUUUAGCUAUCAAUUCAAAGGAUGACGAAUCAAAAAAUACACUAAUCCACACGACAAAGCAAACGGAAAUUUUAAAAACAAGAAAAACAUGCGGUGAUUUGUCUUCAGAAGCGAGCGAAUCCAGAAAGGCCCUUCAAAAACGAACGUCCGAUUUUACGAAUAUGCAGCAGGAAUUUAAAAAAAGACAGUCUGCGAAAAUCGCGAUGGACAACAAAAUUAAGGCAACAAUUAAAGAAAAAAGGAGGAAGAGGCUUAAACAAUUGUCUGACGUACAAAAUAAAGCUGCAGAUCAAGUGGCUAAAGGUGAUAAAUUCAAAUCGACCCCAAAAAUUUUGCCAGAGUCCAAAACGUUUAGAGGGGCCUUCCUCCUAGCAGAGCCUGAACCUGUGAAGUCUAAGACCUCCAGGAGAUUUCUAGGAAGGGAUUCUGAAUUGGCAAGGCCGAAAACGCCAUCAGCUGGACUCAGUACGUCAAAGUCAGUAGAAUGUUUAAAACAAAACUUGAACUCAUCUUUGACGACAUCCAAAACCCCAAAAUUAGAUUCCAUAUUAAGUCACAAACUUCCUAAUGUGAAAACAUCAAAAGAAAACAAUGAGGCUCAGAUUAGAUCGAAUACUCCUAAUCCAGAAAAUUCUAAUAGAAAUCGAUCAAGAUCUAGAACACCUAUCCUUUCGUCUACGAAAAAUUCAGACAAUCGCACUGGGUGCCAUCUGUGUAUCGAGGCGACUCCAAAAUCUAAGACAGAAAAACCUCUGAAGUAUGAAUUGAAGCAAAUUGAUCUAUCGCACUGCAAACCAGUCGUCAACACGGGAACAACAUCUUCGCAUGAAAUGGAAAAAGGCUACACCACACCUCUGGCUGAAGUGGACAUUCUGAGUUCUUAUAACUCGAUACCGAGAUAUAAUUUGAGGAGUUCUAAGUCAGCUUCUGCCGAAGACGUCCUUCUGUCUCCUUCUUACUCCGCCAACGUUAUGUGGGGAAUUCACGAUGAAAGACAAAGACAAAUUAAUACCAGGGCAGAACCAAAGAACCAAAGCGUUACUGACAUAGUGCCGAAAAUGUUACGGUGGUUGCCAAAUUGGUUAGAAGAACAGGGUGACGUGGACGUGAGCCCGCCCGUUAACGAGCAACCGGCCAAAAGUAUACCACUAGUAUUCACCGACAUCCAACAUUAUAUCGACAUAUUUACGCCUUUUAUUCUUCUGGAAUCUUGGCAGUACCUAUACAACAGGUUUAGGGAGUCCAAAGAUUCACAAGAGAUCCGUGCCGUUAAAAUAGUCCAUCACAGGAUUCACGACAAUAUUUUGUACAUCGACGCUUCCUGUUACAUCACCGAAGAGGAGGCCAAAACGAACAGUACCUUUAAACCCGAACAUUUUGUGUUGUUGGAAUUAGAACUGAAACGGGGCCAAACACGGUACAAGUCACUAAAAUUUGGGUUUAUUCAGAAAUCUAAAAGAACUCCGAUUAACGAUAAUGACUUCAUUUCCGAAUCUAUGGGACAUCUAUGCAAAGGUAUCCCUCAUACCCACCUCGAAUUUACCGUCAUAACAAUGCAUCUACCAGGCAAACGUCUUUACGGCAAAGGAUUCAUAAUGAAACCCAUCGCCAAUAUAAGUUGCUAUCUUAAACAGAUAACCAAUGUCAAACGUUUGGCGUAUUCUCCAUUGCGAGACAGAAUUCUGAAUCCGAAAAUCGACGACUAUCGCAUAAACGUCACUCAUAAGGAUCUUGCCAUGCCGUUAAAACUCAAUCAGAAGCAGAAAGAAAUAGUUUUGGAGGCUGCGAGCCUUUGUACCGGCCAAUCCCCCGGUAUAUUUUGUAUCACGGGCCCUCCUGGCACCGGAAAAUCCACCGUAAUAGCUAGUUUGGUGCUGCAGAUAUUGUUCAGUAACCGUAAGAACGGGGUUGCUCCUCAAAUCUUGUUAGUUGCGCCGUCCAAUACUGCGGUCGACUGUUUGGUGAGCAAAUUGGUCGAAAAAAAGCAUAAUUUGCCAAAAGAUUGGGAAAAUUUAAGAAAUCACAUCAAAUUUGUUCGAUUCGGUCCAGAGGGUAGUAUUAAUCCCACAGUAAAGGGUUAUAGUGUACAAAACCUAGCUGUAAAAUAUAUGCUAAGCCAGUGCUGGAACCAACAGCAAGACGUUAGAGAAAAUAUGAACGAUAUCGAAGUUUGCAGGCGGGUGUAUGGUAACAGAUACUCUGUCGAACUUCGAAAAUCUGAGGAUAUGAUAUUAAGACAGUGCAACGUUGUUUGUACAACAUUGAACAGCUGCGUUAAUGGAAAGCUGAUCGAUUCCGUUAAUAGGCAGUUUUUAAAUUUUUCUUGUUGCAUCAUCGAUGAGGCAACGCAGUGUCACGAGGUUGAAUCUCUGAUGCCGCUCACAUUGGGCAUAAACAAACUCGUCCUCGUCGGCGAUCCCAAACAGUUAGCGGCAACUGUUACAAAUAUGGAAGCCGCGGCUCUAAAUUACGGCCAAAGCUUUUUCAGUCGUGUCGCAAAUGUUUUCGGUAUUGCGGACCCACGAAGUCCUAUAAAAAUGCUGACCGAUCAAUACAGGAUGCACCCGGAGAUAUGCUCUUUUCCCAACAGAGCUUUCUACGGUGGGAAACUAAUAUCCGUACCGAAUCAUUCAAAUAAAUUACCAUCCGAUAUUCGCCCUUAUUUAGUUUUUAAUAUCGCCACCGAGAAGAGCAACGACAUCAGCGACUAUAUCAAUCUGGAUGAAGUGCAUUUCAUAAAAAUGCUUCUUAGCACUUUGUUGAACAGGUUGAACAAAGAUAAACAGUUUAGCAUCGGUGUGAUAAGUCCGUAUAACGCGCAAAAGGAUAUUAUUAACCGCAAUUUGUACGACUUGAGUAUAAAUGCUAACAUCAAAUUAACAGUCAACACAGUAGAUAGCUUCCAAGGUAUGGAAAACGAUAUCAUUAUUAUAUCAUGCGUAAGGAACUCGACGAAUUCUUUUGUGCAAAAUCUGAACCGUUUGAAUGUCGCUCUGACUCGGGCCAGACAUGCUCUAUACGUGAUUGGAAAUUAUACCUUAUUUAAGGAAUGUAGAAUUCUGUAUGACCUCAGAGAGGAUGCGAAGAAGCGAAAAGUUUGUUUAGAUAUUAAGCAGGAUCCUUCGACGAUAACAAAUUUCAGUCAGUAUAUAUUUAAUAAGGGAACUUAAUUUAGUUUCAAUACGUACAACUAUUCGAAAUAUUUUACUACAUUUUUAUUUGUGAAACUCUUGAGAAUAUUGUUAAAUAAAAUAAAAGAUAAGGUUCCUAGUGAGUAAAUUACGAUGCCAUAUUAAAUGUGUUAGAAUGAGAAUUAUAAGUUAACGAUUAUGUGGUAAGUUUCUGUAUGCCGAGAGUUACUUUUUAUAUUUUCAUGGAAUUCAUUCACACUUAUUUAAGGUCUUUUUCUAUUUCUCUUACUAUUUUUGGACAACUGAAGAAAAUAAUGUCCUUAAUUUUCGUUGGUUUGUAUAUGUAUGCUUACUUUUCAAUAAUUUUCGUAGAGUGAUUGAUUGGAUGCAACAUAUACAGAAGAAAUAAAUUUUUGUUAAGUUUAUUUCGUUUUCAAUAACUGUAAACUUGCUAACGUUAAUCGGACUUGCAGCUGAAUUAGAUAAAAUUAUCUUACGUUUGCAAGACUUCAAUUUUGUUCAAUAGUUUUCACGAUUAUCCUGCUGAGAAAAAAAUACUUGCUUUAAUUUCACAAACACUAUAAAUCUUCGAACAACUUUCACUUGAACCUUGAUGCCGUACACAAAUUGUACAGGAUGAAACUUAGUAGAAGUUCAUAUUAUCUUAGAUCCGGAAAUGCUGUGUUUUGAAUAUAUGGUGUGUUAAAAAAAACGGCUUUUGUAACAGUGCGAGAAUCCUUACAUCGCAUCUUGGCUAUUUGUCUACAUCGAAGUGGUCGUUUUCUUUAAUAUUAAUUUUUUAAAUUUAUAGUUUAUCAAAGAAAUGUGUUCAUGAAAAUACGUUCUGCCAAUUUUUGUAAUUUGUAUUUUUUCGCUCGAAAAUGAGACAACUUGCGAAAACUCAAGAAUCAAAAAAUUGUACUUCUACUGUAGUUUCAGUCAAGCUCUGAAGAAGCCAACAGGAUGACUGGCGAAACGUUAGCUAGUUCGACUCGACAAAAACCGACGCAGGAGGAAUCCAGAAGUUCUGUAAAAAGUAUUACAGUAGCCUGUGGAAGUUUCUUUGAAAAAAAAAAUAGUUCCAUCAUAAUUUUCAUACUGCUCCAAAUUUGAUAAAAUUUAAGAGCUGAACAAAAUUAUUUCUAUCUUAUUUUCUAACAUUAGCUUCACAACUUCUGAAAGUUAUAUUGAUUUUUCCUUAACUGAUAAUAAACUUUGCUGUUUUGAAUUUUACUAUAGAGACAAAAAGGUGGCCUAAUUAAUUCUUAUAACGCGCAUUUGCCAUUUUGUCAAGAAUUUUGAGACUGAUCAUUACCAUAGCCAGCAGAAUUAUAGAUGAAUAAAAUCUAAAUUCAUUUUCGGCGAUAUUUUAUCUUGUGGACUCUAAUAUACAGAACGUUAAAAAGUAUGUAUUCGCAUUGUGUGUUGACAUUUUUCGGCCCAAAUUUUUUAAAAAACUUUGUCAAAAUACAAGUUGCCAGUAAAAUAUUUCAAUGUGUUUCAAUAUGAACGUUUCAGCCCUGUAUUGGACCAUCCUCACUAAAAGCGUAGGCACAGAUAUAUGCUGAAAAUUUCAUGAAUGAAAAGAAAAUGCUUACAACAAUAGAAACAUUUAUUAUUUAUUGUUUAAAUUUAACAGUAGGUUUUACACUAGAUUAAUGUUAUUAUGAUUUUCUGUUCAUUGUUUUAAAAAACGAAAUGAGCAAUAAAUAGUAUAUUAUGCAACAAGUGCGGUAAACGGCCUUUGAC